AUGCAGACUGCUUCUAUUAACAUUUGUGAAAGAAUGGGUCGCUCUCAGGAGCUCAGUGAAUUCAAGCGUGGUACCCUGAAAGGUUGCCACCUGUGCAAUAAGUCCAUCCAUGAAAUUUCAUUGCUACUAAAUAUUCCACGGUCAACUGUUAGUGGUAUUAUAACAAAAGUGGAAGCAACUGGGAACAACUGCAACUCAGCCACGAAGUGAGCAGAGUCAACGCAUGCUAAAGUGCACAGUGCGCAGAAGUCACCAGCUGGCUGCAGUCAAUAACUAACAUGUUCCAACAUGACUGCGCACCAGUGCACAAAGCAAGGUCCAUAAAGACAUGGA
Staurois parvus is the source of this 333-nucleotide messenger RNA. Lineage: Eukaryota; Metazoa; Chordata; Amphibia; Anura; Ranidae. The record is from the annotation of a GenBank genome assembly.